GUCGACAUAAUCAACGUGGUUUUGGCCUUAAUUUUAUUAUUCUCAUUGGUUGAAAAAAAGGCGCCCAUGAGAAAAAUAAAAUUAAGCCCAAAACCACGUUGAUUAUGUCGACGCCAAAAAAGAAGUGAAGAUGUAAUUAUACGGAACCCGCUGUCGGAUUCAUCGACAAAUUUUGCACCUAGUACCCUAUUUUUAUCUAAUUUGGUUCAGCGCGGAGCAAGCACCAAAUUUUCUAAUGCAUUUUGUAGAAUACGUUCGCUCUACAAAACUCAGUGACUCAAGACAUUCUGAAGUUAAGUGUCUUGAAAUUAGAUUUUAAUAUGUUGGAGGAAUACUUCCUAUGGUUCACAGUACUUGUACUUUCAGUAAAAUUAACUUCACAACUUCUUGAAUCACUAAGUUUUGUAGAGCGAACAUUUUCCAUAAAAUGAGACGUCCCGAAGCUCUGACUGACUCUUUAUAAUAGUCGAGUUAUAAAAGGCCCGGAUGCUCGAACACCAGUUCUAGAACUGGUGCUUACGUAGUGGUAGUAUUGAAUGAAUGAAUGAAAUAUUGAAAUAUCUUUCAAAUGGAUUGCUAAGAGUCACGUCUAUUUAGCUACAUAAUAGUAAUUUUGUUCGUUCGAAAAUAGCUUUAUAGUAUCUAAAGUACUUCAAAGAGUUCAAACAUUGACAGGAAUUACUCCAACUUACUUUGUUUUCAAACUUUAUUUCUCUUCGCUCUUUGAUUAAACAUAAAUAUUCAGUCAUCCAUUGGUUUUUGUUUGUGAUUAUUUUUAGUGCGUAUUCAUUUUUAAAAAAGAGAAAAAAGACACCUAUUUGCCCUUUGAGAAAAUUGAGUAUACAUAGUGUGAACAUAAAAAAAGAAGAGAGAAGAUAAAACUAAACUGGCUGUGCACAUUCAAUUUUUCUCUUGGUGGAAAAAAAGAAAAAUAUAGUUCCUCUUAAACGAUACCAUACACGUCGAAGAAAAAUACAUGCGUUAGUACACAUUCCAAUGAUUACAAUUUAUAUUGUACGGACGAAUAUAUAAUCAUAAUCGUUUACAAGAUAACCGAAAGAGAUGAAAAAAUUUCGAAGACAAAUAAUUCUCACCGUGAAAUGUAAAAUAUUGAAAUAAUUGAGUCAUUGGUUUAACAAUAACAGAGUGAGUACAACCAUUCUUCAAAUAGCUCUAUGGACUCUUGAUCUUCGCGAAAUAAUGGGUAAUUUUUUUGUCAAUUCGGUCUUUUAGAGCUUGAAUAAAAUUAAUCAUGGUACAAACUUGGAGUCAGAUUCUUUUCUGGUUACUAACUAUUCAUUCACUAACUGUAAUCGCAACAAAUCAAACUCGAUUGAUACUAUUGGGUACUGGUGGCGGGUAAGUAUUUAUUUCUAUUUAUCUUUUACUGAAACUAUAACUAUAAUGAGACUUUAGACCAACGCCGAAAAGAAAUCGUAGUGCCUCAUCUCAAGUAAUCAUCGUCAAUAAUGUUUCCUACGUGAUUGACUGUGGAAAUGGCGUUGCCCGUCAGUUAGUAUUAGCAAAUGUUAAAUUCAACUCGAUUCGAAACAUUUUCAUUACGCAUCAUCACUCGGAUCAUAAUGCAGACUAUGGAAAUUUACUCUUACUAGCAUGGGCAACAGAUCUAAAUCAUCGUGUCGAUACUUAUGGACCUCGACCGUUGCGUAAGAUGACAAAAACGUUUUUGAAAUUGAAUGAAGAAGAUAUAAAAAUUCGUACAGGUGACGAAGGUCGUAUACCAUUGAAACCACUCAUUAAAGUGCAUGACCUGCCCAGCUGUAAUGGAUUUGUAAUGAAAGACGAAAACGUUCGAGUAACAGUCACUUUGGUUACACAUCCACCGUUCAAAACGGCAUUUGCGUAUCGAUUUGACACUGUAGAUAAUCGUUCAAUUGUCAUUUCCGGUGAUACAGCGCCCAGCGAGAAUUUGAUCACGCUUGCUAAAAAUGCCGAUAUUCUCGUUCAUGAAGUAAUGCAUUUACCAUCAAUUGAAAAAUUGAUUGAAACCGAACCCAAUUCUUCACGAUUGAAACAACAUUUACUCGCCAGUCACACAACAUGCGAACAAGUGGGAAAAAUAGCAAAGGCAGCUAAUGUAAAAACAUUAGUACUGUCUCAUUUUGUUCCUGGCGGUUAUCCAUUUGUCACGGAUGAGAUCUGGUUAAACGCAGUACGACCCUAUUUUCCUGGUGAAAUCAUUGUUGGCCACGAUCUAUUAGAACUUUGA
Didymodactylos carnosus is the source of this 2230-nucleotide messenger RNA. The record is from the annotation of a GenBank genome assembly. NCBI's taxonomy places the organism in Eukaryota, Metazoa, Rotifera, Eurotatoria, Philodinida, Philodinidae.